GAAACGCAGUUAUUUUCAUACAGUAUAGUAUUGACUACUCUAUUAUCAAAUGAAUGCAGCCCAGAUACCUGUGAUUGACAUUUCUCCACUGAUAACCAGUAAGGGAGAAAUCAGUUAUCAAAAUGUAGUCAGAAAAAUUGCUUCGGCUUGCUUAGAGUAUGGAUUCUUCUACGUCUCUGACCACAACAUCAAGGCAACCCUUCAAAAGGGCCUUUUUGAUUGCCUGUGGCAAUUCUUUUGCCUUCCGCAAAACCAAAAGGAUGAGAUACGCAAAAAGGAGGGAUCAUUUCGUGGAUAUUUUGGAAUGGAGGAGGAAGUAUCGACAGAGACAAAAAUAUCAGAUUGGAAAGAGGGCAUUUACUACUUCCAAGACAUCAACCUUCCUAAGAAUCGCCCAGAAUCUGUCUUCAAUGGCACAAACCCGUUACCCAAGAAGGAAUAUUUGCCAAACUUCGAAAACGUUAUCAUGGAAUACUUCCAAAAGACUAUAACUCUUGGCUCUACUAUAAUGAGUGCUGUUGCAGUUGGAUUAGGUGUUGGAAAAGAUUUUUUUGAGGAGAAGUUUACCUCUGAACCAUUUGUGCAGCUGGCAAUGUUCCAUUACCCACCAUACAAGAAUGCAAUUCAUAAUGACGACUUCAAGUGGGGAGUACAAGAACACACAGAUUAUGGGGUACUAACUGUGCUCAUGCAGGAUGAUGUUGGUGGCUUACAAGUACAGCUAAAAAAUUGUGAAUGGAUAGAAGUUCCACCCAUUCCAAACACCUUUGUGAUCAAUAUUGGUGAUGCACUCGAAUCAUGGACCUCAGGUGCAUACAGGGCUGCUCCGCACAGAGUACUAGCAUCAUCAUCAAGGGAUAGAAUGUCAGUUGCUAUGUUUUACGCACCAAGCUUUGAUUGUGUUGUCACACCAAUUCCAUUGGAAAAUACUGUUAUCCCAGUUGAAGCUGCUAAUGAGAAUUUAAAGAUGAAAUCCACUUUUGUUUAUGGAGAAUAUGUCUUAAGUAAGUACAGAGCAAUUUUAGAUCAUAACUAAAGAACCUGCCUUUCAAGUGAAAAAUGGUUUUAGAAUGGACAUUGCCUUUUGAUAAAAUAUGAAAUUUACAACACUUUGUUUGUACAAUAGAAACAAUUGUAAUUAGUUAAUUGCAGUUUUUUUCUAACUCAUUUCAAGGUUAUGGUGUAUCAUAAUUGUCAAGAAUCUUGCUUUCUGAUUGGUCAAUGCAUGUGCUUUAGGAGUGCAUACAGUAUUUAUCCUUUGUUGCUGACUUACACGCCAGCAGGCAUAUGGGCAGUUAAUAAGUAAUAAAUUGUAACAGUAUUUUGUGC
Molecule: messenger RNA, 1329 nt
Organism: Actinia tenebrosa (Australian red waratah sea anemone)
Lineage: Eukaryota; Metazoa; Cnidaria; Anthozoa; Actiniaria; Actiniidae
Product: putative iron/ascorbate oxidoreductase DDB_G0283291
Source: RefSeq, a predicted model, not a curated record